Molecule: messenger RNA, 3243 nt
Organism: Uranotaenia lowii
Lineage: Eukaryota; Metazoa; Arthropoda; Insecta; Diptera; Culicidae
Gene: mi
Exons: 7
Coding region: 381-3044 (887 amino acids)
Source: RefSeq, a predicted model, not a curated record
AAAAAAAACAGCAACGGAGCGGAGCGGCUCGAAUGGUAAAACUGCUGCGUCGGAAGCUGGUUCGAAACGAAAUAUCAAGUGAAAAUUUAGUUUAUUCUGAAUACGUUCGGCAUUAUUUUAUACUUUCGAAACGUGCAAUUGGGCUUGUUGCCAAAAGUGGACACAUAAUGGAACCGAUGCUUUAGCAAAUACCUUCAAAUCAACGAAUGGUUUCAACUGGUUAAGUGUCACCAAGAAAAAGAAAAAAGGGAGCGAAAUUUUGGGUCAGCAGAGGUUUACAACUACGAAGAAAAAGAGGUCCACCAUUGCAUGAACAUUCAUUACUUUGCAGGUCACCGGUAUUCGUUCCCAAGAAAAGAAAGAAUAGUUAUAAGAGGUACAUGGUAGAAAUGUCGAAUCCAAAUAGUCAACCUUGCGAUGCAACUAAUCAUUCGUCUAAUGAAAGUGUCAGUCAUCGAACUGUACAGCAAAAUGGGCCACAUGUGUUAGACGCUAAUUACAUAGAACAUAAAAUUAAGAAUCUAUUGAAUGAAGACCACCAGGAUGAAAAAAUCCAUUCAAACCGUUCAGAUAAAACAGAUGAAAUUCAUACAUCUAAGCAUGUUGUCUUGAGUGGUAUUUUAGCAACUGAGGAUAGUUGUAAUGCAGUCGAUCAUAAGAUAACUCUGGCUGAAACGCGUUCCAUCCCAGACAAAGUAUCUCAGCAAGAUCUUUCCUUUAACGGGAAGAUUAACAGUUUGAGAGUUUCAGAUGCGAAUACCAGCUCUGCAACGCAGCUGACCGGAAAUUCAGCGACUAAAACCACGAAUGUAAAAGUUUGCCUGGAGAAACUAAAUGAAUCUUUUGAACUAUUGACGAAGGAAGACAAUUCACUAAUGCAUUACAAUAACGAAAAGUCUCCGGAUUUGUUUGCUGACGAAGAUGAUGAUAAAAGCGAAAGUCUUGCCGAAAUGCCAAAAUCCGACGAAGAAGAUGAACGUGAUAAUGAAAAACUAAAAAGCAGUGCAGCAUUCAGCAGUUGCGUGAAUGAUCCGGUUGGUAGAGUAGAGCAAUCAAUCUUAAGACGUUUACAGGCAUCGUUAUCGGGUAUUUUACCACCACCCUCUGUAACUCAUAUGCAUAUUGAUGCCAAUCGUAUGCUCAAUCUGUAUAGAGAAAAUGAAGCUACAUUUUUCUAUCGAAAUUCAAAUACAAACGAAAUAUCGGCAAGACAGACUAGCGAAGCCGGUGGAUACCUUAACAAGCCCACUCAUUCAGAAGCUGAACUACGCGACAUCAAUUGGCCUCAAUUGCUCAAAAUACGAGCUCAUGGGCUUCACUACAAUCGGUCCACGGUUACAGAGAAGAUUGAACUACUAGGCUUGAAAUACGUGGAUCGAUACAUCGGUGCUGAAACGAGCACUACCUUUAGCGCCAAUCGUUCACCUAGCAGCACAAGAAAGCGUAACCUACGUUUAAAGAUGUUGAGCCAAUCUCCAGGGAGUCGUCUGAGUCAUCUCGCACGUCGUCGAGCAGUGUUCUCCUCUGCCAAUUUAAUCAACAGUUCUUCGCUCGGUUCAUCUUCAGCAUCAAGUUCAGGCCGUUUGUGCAAUAGACAAAUUUUGCUAGAUCCCAAGAAAUCAGAUAAUCGACGCAAAAAUAAGGGUAGAACUCCUAAACGGCGUACUCCUGGUCGCCGAAAAACACCAAAAAGAAAAACUCCUGGUUCAUCUGCGAAAAAGCGUACACUGAGUCUUCCAGUUGCUAAACCAACAACCACUAAUAGGGAAACGUCGAAACGGGCACUUUUUCAAAGCCCACCUAGCGAUGCCUCAAAAGCUGCAAUGUCAGCUAUAAACGACCUCGUAGCAAAAGGAAGCAGUGUUGCAGCAAGCAAAGUGCAGAAGUCUAAACGUGCCUUAUUUUCCCCUCCGAAACGAGCCCAUCGCUUCUCUUCGGUUUCUAAUGGACAGUCGGACUUAUCCGUGAAAGAGUCUCUGAUGUCUUCGAACCGAUACGGAUCUACUAAUAAUAUAGAUAAUCUGAGGGACGACACAGACACGACACUUCCCACAUCUUCGAGUGGGAAGCGGAGACGGCCAACCGAUGACGACGAUGAGCUUAGGUUACAGCAGCGGUCUGAAAAACUUCCCCGUUUAGAUUCGGUCAACGAAGAAGAUCUAACUCCUCGUUCGCUGAAACUAGCUCGUAGUCAAAGCUUCUGCAUCGGAUCUCAGAAUAUGAAUACAAAAUCUGCAUCGGAAAAAAGUUUCUGUGGUAGAUCUUUGUUCAGGGCCAACUCGGAAGUUACAUUCCCUGAUUCUGUAAGUCGUCCAAUCACUGUUCUCACCGAGAACCAUAAGAAGAAACUACUCUGGGCAGUGUCACAAGCUUUGCAGAGCAAACAGAUCACAGUAAAACACGAACAGUUCAAACAGCAUGCCUCAAAUCUGGCACGCAUUGUAAAACGUUUAUUUUUAGAAUUCAACGAUCAGACUAUUAGUAGUACCAGUGAAAAAAUGCUGAGGUUGGCGAAUAAGCACGUUUACGAUGUGAUACAGGGCCGUAACGUUGACGACAUUUAUCUUAAAGAAAAAACUCGCAUCAUGAACGCUAAGAACCUUACUAAGCUACAAGGCUACAUCGCACCGGAGGAGUAUGAGCAGCGGAAACAAUUUUUGCAGCGAAGCUCUUCUACAUCGCAUUUAAUUUUGGACAAUUCGCACGACUCGUCUAUGUGCGCAUCUACAAGCCAACUAGGUCAACUUAGCCAAAGCUCGAUUUUCUCGCAAAGUCUUGAAUCGAUCAACCAGUUGUCGCAGUCCUCUCUCCGUAAGAGUCAAUUAACUGGAGGUGUUGAAGCGACAGCUCUACGUGAAAACAUCGAUAGCGAACAGCGACAAAAAUCUGCUCAAAAACAGGUAUCUUUCUCCGGUAAGGAUCAGAAAAAUGUAAGUCCCUAUGCUGAUCAAAAGCCAGGCUCGCAGAAGAAAGCUAAACUGCUGGUUGGCGGUGCUCUCACUUCAAGCAUUCUCAAGGCUAAAAGGCAAAUAUCCUUCGAAUGAUCGAAUGGUGAAAGCGAAAUUGUACAGAUUAUUGUCAUGGGCAUUAUCGAAUUUUAAGUGAUGGGUAAUCUUUUUCCGCGCUGGUGAAUUACGCAUUUCAAUCGUGGAAAUCCAACUUAUUCAGUUGAAAUUUAUAGAUCCAAAGAAAUGCAUCUGGUUGGAUUCUACCGCUUGUAAAUAUCAUAUUUAAACUUAAUAG